Megalobrama amblycephala (Wuchang bream) is the source of this 3309-nucleotide messenger RNA. It is a transcript of the gene kcnab2a, whose product is annotated as potassium voltage-gated channel subfamily A regulatory beta subunit 2a. Gene Ontology annotation, molecular function: voltage-gated potassium channel activity; transmembrane transporter binding; potassium channel regulator activity. The transcript is spliced from 16 exons. Gene Ontology annotation, biological process: regulation of action potential; transmembrane transport; regulation of potassium ion transmembrane transport. Lineage: Eukaryota; Metazoa; Chordata; Actinopteri; Cypriniformes; Xenocyprididae. Gene Ontology annotation, cellular component: cytoplasm; membrane; extrinsic component of cytoplasmic side of plasma membrane. The record is from RefSeq and is a predicted model, not a curated record. Bases 889 to 1992 code for a protein of 367 amino acids.
CUUUCACAAGGAUACAUUUCAGAUUAUGGAAGCUGAAUGCAUUGUAAAUGCUGUUUAAUGUUGUCUUUGAAGUUCGUCCUUUAAAAGAGGCUCAGUGUAUUUCACCACACACCUGUGAUGUGUCCUUCGACUCAGCAAAUAUAUCAAGUCCAACAUAAUGUUGAAGAAAUGCGUGUGGAGCGAUUUCCAGAACCCUGUACCUGUCCAAACACAUCUUUGCAGUGGGUUUUUAUGAAGACAUUUCAAAUAUGCUAUCUUAAAUUUGUUUGUGUCUCCUUUCUUGUUUCUUUCUUUCUCUCUUUCUCUGUUCCUCUUUGCACCCGUUGUUCCUCCAUAUGGUUAGAUGUUGCGCUGACUGUGCAGAGCGCUGUGUUAGCGUGAUGUAAGAGGGAGGGACCCUGCGUUUAACGCAUCUACUGUGUUCCUCAGUCUCUAUUCACUGGCAUUGUCUCGGGAGACUCGCUCACACAUACACGCCGCUUCGGUCUCUCUCUCCUUCCCAUCCGCCCCCUCUCACGAGCACACUCAUGCACUCAGGCAUACAGGCACACACAUUGACAGGGUAGCGUGGAGGAUAAACCCACUCACCAUUCCCGUCUCAUCUCCCCCUCCCUACCUCUCUCUCUCGUCGUCGUUCCUGACGCUCGGCGGAGGCAAUCUGGCUGCACCCACCCAACUCUUCUUCAGCCUCGCCGAGCAGGAAACACUGCAUCAGGCAUCGGCAGAGGUGCGUAGUCAAGCAACAAGACGAGCUCUCUCUUUGCUUUCCUCUCCAUCUCAUCCUGCUCCCCACCUAAGCAGCUCCUGUAAGGUGACAGACAGACGUGUCGGUUGACAGGAGAGAGACCCCUUGGCAGCCUGGCCACACCCCCCACUCUCCCGUUCCCCAUGUAUCCAGAAUCGACCACAGACUCUCCCGCCCGCCUCUCUCUCAGACAGACAGGCUCCCCGGGCAUGGUCUACAGUGCGAGAUAUGGGAGUCCAAAACGGCAGCUGCAGUUUUACAGAAACUUGGGGAAGUCUGGCCUGAGAGUCUCGUGUCUUGGAUUAGGAACAUGGGUGACGUUUGGAGGACAGAUCACAGAUGAGAUGGCGGAGCAGCUGAUGAUUCUGGCGUAUGAGAACGGGAUCAAUCUGUUCGACACGGCAGAGGUCUACGCUGCUGGAAAGGCGGAGAUGGUGCUGGGAAACAUCAUAAAGAAGAAAGGAUGGAGACGCUCCAGUUUAGUCAUUACAACCAAAAUAUUUUGGGGUGGAAAAGCAGAGACAGAGAGAGGACUGUCAAGAAAACACAUUAUAGAAGGUUUAAAGGCAUCAUUGGAGAGAUUGCAGUUAGAAUAUGUGGAUGUAGUGUUUGCAAACAGACCAGACCCCAACACACCCAUGGAAGAAACGGUGCGGGCGAUGACCCAUGUGAUCAAUCAGGGAAUGGCGAUGUACUGGGGCACGUCACGCUGGAGUCCGAUGGAAAUCAUGGAAGCAUAUUCUGUGGCCCGACAGUUUAACCAGAUUCCACCAAUCUGCGAACAGUCUGAAUAUCACAUGUUCCAGAGGGAGAAAGUGGAGGUGCAGCUUCCUGAACUCUUCCAUAAGAUCGGUGUGGGUGCGAUGACAUGGUCUCCGCUGGCCUGUGGGAUAAUCUCAGGGAAAUAUGACAGCGGGGUGCCGGCAUACUCUCGCGCCUCACUGAAGGGCUACCAGUGGUUGAAGGACAAGAUCUUGAGCGAGGAGGGCCGACGCCAGCAGGCGAAGCUGAAAGAGCUGCAGGCAAUCGCUGAGCGGCUGGGCUGCACGCUGCCACAGCUAGCCAUCGCGUGGUGCCUGAGAAAUGAAGGCGUGAGCUCUGUGCUCCUCGGAGCCUCCAACACGGACCAGCUCAUGGAGAAUAUAGGAGCAAUACAGGUUCUUCCAAAGUUAUCCUCCUCCAUCGUGCACGAGGUGGACAGUAUCCUGGGAAACAAACCCUACAGUAAAAAGGACUACCGCUCCUAGUGUGGAACCAGACGGGACCGGAUGCUCCGCACCCACCUUUGCCUGAUCCUCCGUUAGCUUCAGCUUUUACUGAAUGAGUACCGGCCGCAUGAGACGGGCAAGCACCCACAAACCCUGGAGAGCAAGACUUUUAGAACACAAAGGGCAAGAAACACGUGAAAAACACACAAAACAAACAAAAAAAGACACAUUCACUGACAGAGGGGUUGAAAUGCAGGAUAGAGAGCAAUGCAUUGAAGAUAUGUGCUUACGGAUUUAUCUGUGUUACUCUACAGACAAGGUACUUUAAAAUGAGAUCAUUAGGGUAAUUAAGAACAAAAUAAAAAAAAAAUAUAUGCAUAAUUUUUUUUUUUUAAAUAACAUGCUUGCUUGGUUGCUGGAAAUAUUCAAUUUUUUUCUGUUAAUUUUUUUUUUAUAUUGAAUGCAUAACAAAAAUGGAGCUCAAGCUGAAAUAGGUAAUCAGUUGCACAUGAUCCAUAGCCACUCAUGUGAUCCAUUUGGGUUUGCGCACGUCGUUCACAUCAUCGAGGUGUCUCGGCCCAGAACUCUUCACUGUGUCGUCUGCGUUACGUAUGCACACGCCCCCCCUUCGCAGGCAAACCUAUGAGCACUUUAAGGGAACAUCAGAGGGAGUGGCUUUGUGAAAACUGAUUUAAAUGCAGCUCCUCUCUAGUGUGGAACGGGGCAAAAAUCAAUCGCUUUUCCUUAUUCUGCACAGGGCAUUGCGUUGUCUCGGUGUCUGCGCUUCUCUGUUUAGCCUCAAAGCACGGCCCUGGCUUCUCAUGUGUCAUUUCUUUGCUAACAGUUCUGCAAGAGACCUUCUGAUGUCUGAUCACUCCAUCAGAUGUUGUGCUUUUGGAGGGCAGCUGUCUGUGUGGUUGUUGAAGAAUGCUGGAAACUGACGGCGAAGAGCCUCGGAGGUCUUCCUUCCACAGUAACCUGCUCCCAGCACACACCUUUAGUGUACUGAUAUUACAGUUACUCUCACUGAUUUAUUAGAUUUUAAGUGUAGAUUGAAUUAUAUGAAGGAUAAGCAUGCUUCAAAAAUAUUUAACGCUAUUACUGCAGAAUUUUCUGUCUGAAGAGUGAAUGUUAGGAAACAUGUCAAGAAUAUGUUUUGGUCAGAUUUCACCUCAGAAUCAAUAUCAAUAUACAAUAUGAGAUAAAUGAAAUUAUAUUAUUUUAGAACCAUUACAUUUUUAUUUUUUGCAUUGUGACAAUUUUUAUGAUAAUUGGACACAAUUUCCCUGCAAAUUGUCAUUAAUUUGAUGUGAAAAAGUACUGUAAUGAAAAUGUGUGUAUAUAUAUAUAUAUAUA